Messenger RNA from Colletotrichum costaricense, 1854 nucleotides. RefSeq lists its product as uncharacterized. NCBI's taxonomy places the organism in Eukaryota, Fungi, Ascomycota, Sordariomycetes, Glomerellales, Glomerellaceae. Gene Ontology annotation, molecular function: DNA-binding transcription factor activity, RNA polymerase II-specific; transcription cis-regulatory region binding; zinc ion binding. Gene Ontology annotation, biological process: positive regulation of transcription by RNA polymerase II. Bases 1 to 1854 code for a protein of 617 amino acids. Gene Ontology annotation, cellular component: nucleus. The transcript is spliced from 3 exons. The record is from RefSeq and is a predicted model, not a curated record.
AUGACCCUGGGCCCUCAAUGCUGGCGCUGCCGCAAAAAGCGCCUCCGAUGCGACUCCUCCGUCCCCGCCUGCCGUAAAUGCAUCAUCGCACGCACAGAAUGUCCAGGCUACGGCGACAAGCGACCCAUCGCCUUCCGAGACCCGCUCGUCCUGACGCAAAAGGGCGUCGUUAUCCGGGUCCGGGAUCGGGAGCCGGACGCGAAGGGCCAAAGCCGCGACAGUGACAGUGACCGUAGCCGAGGAAAGACACGGAGUAGCAGCAGCGCCAGCCCACCGGCGUCGGUGCUUGGCAUCGUGUGCCGAUCGCCGAGAACGGCCGGAACCGUGAUGGAGUUGAGGAUAGCGGCUGAUGCCAUGGAAUAUUAUAAUCACCACGUAGCACCCGACCUAGUCCCCUACUCAACCUCAACGUCACCAUAUCAAAUCUCCCCCCACCAAAUAGCCUCACUCGCCUCCUACCUCCGCAACACAUAUAUCUCUAUCGCAGCCCUCCACAGAUACAUCAUCGGACAGCCGUCGUCGUCGUCGUCAUCAUCAUCAUCAUUGACUUCAACUUCAUCAUCAAGUAUCCUAUUCAAACUCUCAACCGACAAUAAGACCCUCGCCACCUCCACAUCCCGCCCUCCUAUCAGGCAACAUGCACCCCGGCCAGGCGAUACAUCCGAACUAUCAAGGCUCAUGGCAGCAGGCGACUUCAAAAGCGUCCACUUCGCAUCCCAAGCAGCCGCCCUGCAAGCCUUAGGCCAAGAACUCUGCGCAUAUCACCAGCCUCGAGGGAACAGCUCACCAAACACCGCCGAAGAUCCAGGGCCCAGCAUCCUCCUCGGCAUCAUGGUGAUGCUCACAUCUCAGAUCCAAUUCUCCGCCUACGCCCCGUGGCAAUCCCACAUCACCGGCGCAUGGAGCAUAAUCCUCACCCACGGCCCCUUCGCCGCCGUCGCCAACUCAGACCCAGAACUCUGCCGCCUCCUCCAGCAAUUCGCAAUCUUUGACAUCUUCGGCACAUCCACCCACGGAGCCAUCAACGCCACCGCCCACUCAUCGUCCGUCGCAGGCACGAUCCUCGCAAGACAAGAAUCCUACGAAGCAAUCUUCCAAGACUCUGAAACCGACGCCGGCAAUCCGUGGAGGCUGGUCCCCAACGACCUGGCCAAGAUCCUGAUCCGCAUCAACGGGCUACGGGCACGGAGGGCACUAUACCCAGAGACGGCGAAGCAUCUCCCAGAAGGUCUAUCUGCUGUGCUAGAGUAUCUCGACACCUCACCGCCCGAGAACUGGGCCGCAGAGAUCUCGGCGACUGCACAGGUCUCGCUGGCACCAACCAGACUGAGCGAGGACCAGGAAACAAAAGACGCCUGGGUCGCACUGAUGACGACGUAUCACAGCGCCGCGGCCUUAUACGCCAUCAGCAGCCUCGCCGGUCUCGGAACCGUACCAAGAUCAAGCACCCUCUGGCCAGAAGAAGCCUCAUCCCAUCUCGCAAGAAGAGAAUCAGCAGCAUAUAGCACACUAAUCGCAGGCCUCCGCGUCCUCUUCACCCAAAGAACCCAGCGGCAACCCUCGCAGUUCCAAAACACAUCACCAAAUUCCAUCGCAACCAGCGCGGGGCUGUUACACAAAUUCGUCAUCUGGCCAAUGGUCAUCGGUGGAAUUCAGUCCACCCUCAUCUACAACGAUCAAGAAAUCACAACCUUCAUGUGCUCGGGUAUGCAAGCGGUCGGUGAAGAGCUGGGCACGGUAAGCAUGAUAGACGGUGCUCGCCUCGUCGAGAAGCUACAGCGGGAAGCAAAGCACGGUCGCAAGUUUUCGUCAUGGGACGAGCUGUUUGAGGGGACACCCUUGUUCUUGAUGUGA